CCUGAGCAGGAACCUCCUCCAAAACCUGCUCUGCCAGCUCGACUCCUCCUUGGCCAUCUCACCUGGGCUGUCACACACACACACACAUACACACACACACACUCACACACACUGGCAUCCUCGAGCUGUCUCAUACAAACUUCUUUCUCUCUCACUGACACAAGGAGCUAAGAUUCUCUCUGUUCUUCCCCUGACCACCUCAGUGGACUAAGGCCUAGCCUAGCCUCUCCUAGCCUAGCUCUCUCUCUUUCUCAAUUCUAUAAUUUCUUCUCCCUCUCUCUCUCUUUCUUCUUCUUUUCUCUCUCUCUCUCUCUCUGAGCGGUCAGUAUGAGUAAGUUGUGGACAGAGGAGCAGUUCAACUGCCCGGUGUGUUUGGACCUGCCGACGGACCCGACCACCAUCCCGUGCGGCCACAGCUACUGCAUGGAGUGCAUCACGGACUUCUGGGACAACGAGAAGGACAAGAAGAAGACGGCCGGCGCGUUCAGCUGCCCCGAGUGCCGGCAGACGUUCAGCCCGAGGCCGCAGCUCUGCCGCAACACCAUGCUGGCCGAGGCCAUGGAGCAGGUGCGCAAAGGGAGCCUGAGCAACACGGCGCGCGAGACCAUCCGCAGAGCCCACGGAGCUAGCGUGAAAGCUAGCGCCAGCGCUAAGGGCAGAGCUAGCGGCGGCGCUAACAGUCGGCGCGGUAGCGGCCAGCGGGGGGCCGUGCCCUGCGACCAGUGUCUGAGCGGAGAGCGCGACGCGGUCAAGACGUGUCUGGUGUGCAUGGCGUCGUUCUGCGAGGUGCACCUGAAGCCGCACACGACCAACGCCAAGCUGAAUGGCCACGAGCUGAUCGCACCGACGGCCAACAUCACGGAGAAGAUCUGCGCGCAGCACAAGUACCUGCAGGAGUUCUACUGUAAGCCCUGCCAGAUGUAUGUGUGCUGGCUCUGCACCAGCAACCAGCACAAGGGCCACGAGAGUGUGUCCACACAGGCACAGCGCACGGAGAAACAGAAAGAGUUGGAGGCGGCCCAAACGCAGAACCAGCAGCGGUUGCAGGAGAGACAGAAGGAGCUGAAGGACAUGAAGAAAAUUGUGGAAACACUGACGCGCUCCUCUGAGAAGGUGCAGGAGGAUGUGGACUUGGUCCUGAGGGAGCUGCAGCAGUCAGUGCAGAAGCUGCUGGACCUGGUGGGGGACGUGAUGCUCUCCACUGGGCAGGAGAAGAUAGGCGAGGCCCAGGACGUGGUGCAGAAGCUGGAGGCCGAGGUGCGCCAGCUCAAGAAGAGAGAGACGGCCUCCAGAGACCUGAUCCGCUCGCAAGACAACAUCUACUUCCUACAGAAAUGUGAUGCUCUGGUGACCCCCGUGGAGGAGAGUGAUGUGGGGAGUGUGAGUGUGAACCCCGACGUCACGUUCGACUGGGUCAAGGGCACCAUCCGGGAUCUCCGGGACAGGGUGGAGGUCAUGUGUAACGUGGAGCUCAACAACGUCAACCAGACAGUGUUUGACACGGAAGUUUUCACAGUGACAAAGAAAGAUGACAAGAAGGCAGCUUUCCUGAAGCUGUUCUCAGGGAUUGGAAAACCAGCCAACGCCAGAGCUGCUCCAUCCAUGCCGUCAGUGAGUGUGCGAGGUCUAGGUCCAGGUAACACCGGACGCCGCAGCUCAGAGGCCAGGACACAAAACGAACCAAGAGCUGGAAGAGGAGCUGGAACAUCACCCCGUCCUGCUCGACACAGACAAGCCACUGUGGAAAGAGAUGAAGAUGACACCUGGAGUGUGAGUUCUCCGCCGAGACCAAGAAAAGACGAGAGAGAGACCGCUAACACCUCAACACAGCCACAGAGACAACACACAGAGGACAGAGACCAAGCUGAUACUUGGAUUCAAAGUUCCCUCCGACCAAAUGAGAGACAGAGAAGAAAUAACAACAGGGAGGAUGAUAACACAGACAUCAGUGGUCCCACCCACACAUCAUCAUCAUCACACACUCCACAGAGACAAACACAGGACAGGAAUCAAUCUGACACCUGGAGUCUCAGUUCAAUGAGAAUAAAUUCACGACAGAAGAAAGAGACAGUUACUCAACAGAACACCAGUUCAGCUCAGAAUGGACAGCCACAAGAGAGAGCAGUUGAUACGUGGAGUCUGAGUUCAUUAUUACCCAAAGAUAGACGCAGGAGAGAGAGCCAACAAAGUGAAAGAGGUGAACGCUGGAGCUUGAGCUCACUGCUGCCCCGAAACAGACGCAAACGAGAGGAGACGGGAACUGUGCGAGAACUCACCCCAGACGCCCCUCCUUCUUCCUCAGGCUUAUGGGACGCCCAACCCACUCAAGUCAAUCCUGGUCUGUUCCUGGACACUCCAACCCCUGAGACGAUGACUUCACUUGCCUUCCCAGCUUUGAGGGAGAUUGACCUUGACAGCAUCCAAGCACCAGAGCCCCGCACCAGAGAGGACUUCCUGCAGUACGCAUGUGUCCUGACCCUUGACCCCAACUCGGCCCACCGCAGGCUGGUCCUGUCGGAGGGCAACUCCGUGGCAACGCUGCAGGCGACCCUCCAGGUGUACCCUGACUGCCCGGAGCGUUUCGACGGCUGGACGCAGGUGGUGUGCCUGGGGCCGCUGACCGCCGACCGCUGCUACUGGGAGGUGGAGUGGAGGGGUCGGGGGUCAUCCCUGGGCGUGGCCUUGGCCUCCAUGCCCCGCAAGGGGGCGGACUCCAGGUCGGGGCUGGGCUACAACGGCCAAUCAUGGAGCCUGGAGCUGUCGGACAUGUGCUGCGCUGCGCUGCACGCCAAUCAGAAGCAGGAGAUCCCCGUGACGUACUCGCCGCGGGUGGGCCUCUUCCUGGACCGCGCGGCGCAGACGCUGGCCUUCUACGGCGUGGACGACGAGCUGGUGCUGCUGCACGCCUUCCGCUCGCCCGCACUCGCCCAGCCACUCUAUGCCGCCUUCGGCGUCGGCUGCGGACUCGGCAUCGGCCUGGACUUUGCCAGUGGCCAGUUCAGCGCCCAGACGGACAGCAUCAAGAUAUGCCCCAUCUGAUGCCAACCUGAGACUGGCAUCCAUACAGCAUCAAGAUAUGCCCCAUCUGAUGCCAACCUGAGACUGGCAUCAAUACAGCAUCAAGAUAAGC
Alosa sapidissima (American shad) is the source of this 3130-nucleotide messenger RNA. RefSeq names its product tripartite motif containing 25, like (gene trim25l). Bases 328 to 3039 code for a protein of 903 amino acids. NCBI's taxonomy places the organism in Eukaryota, Metazoa, Chordata, Actinopteri, Clupeiformes, Clupeidae. The transcript has 25 exons. Gene Ontology annotation, molecular function: zinc ion binding; protein binding. The record is from RefSeq and is a predicted model, not a curated record.